GCUAAAACUAGGAUUUUUCGAAUCCUAUUAUUCGUUGAGGACUACCUUAUGGCUCCCUCUUUCUGAAAAUUAAUCAGACUAACCCCUAAACUCACAAAUAUGAUCCAAAUUGAAAUCGACUUGACAUGUGACGUAAGCUGCUGACUUGGAACUGACCCCUAAACUCUCAUUUAUGAUCUCUCGGGUCCAUUGUAGUUAUUUACUGUUGUUUUUGUUAGUGUGGAUAUAAACACAAUUAUACAUCUCAUUGUACGUAGUUAUUUAUUGUUAGUUGUUGUUAUGGACAAGCUGGGAAUGCUCUUUUGGAUGUUCAUUUUACUUGAUUCUGAGAUCUCUUUUAAUUUUUUGGAAAAUUUUCUAUUGUUUCUGUUUGAUUGUUGCCUUUUCAUCCAAUCAACCUUCUAUAAGGAUGUUAAUUAGGUUUUAAUUAUUUUAAUUUGGGAGGUUUAAUGUGCAAAUUUUUCAAAAAAUGGAGUAGGGGCCUUGUUGUCAGUUCCAAGUCAGCAGCUUACGUCACAUUUCGAGCUGACUUCAUAAUUUGGACACGAGAGAUCAUAUUUAUAUUCAGAUUAUUUAUUCAGCUUUUUAUUUGCCAAACCCAAAUCUAGACACAUUAAUAUAAUAUCUGGAUCUCUUAAUAUGUAUGGCUUGUGCAAUAUCAGCUUGCAGGUGCCAAUGAGGUAAGAAAAUAAAGACGCACUGAAAAUCAUUGUAAAGAAAAUCUGGAAGGAUGUCAGACUGUAAUAUGUCACCCUAUAAAUCAUUUGUACACGGGUUGUUUCUGAGCAUCAAUCAAUGGCCAAGAUUAAGGCUCUAUGGUUUUCUUUUGCUUUCUCCAUUCUCAUGAUCAACAUAAGCUUCUUUGUUUGCAAAGCCAUUGAGGAAAGCAGAAAGGUUCACAUAGUAUAUCUCGGCUCACUUCCAGAUAUCAACUUGUACUCACCAUUGUCUCACCACCGUACUAUAUUAGAAUGUGAAAGAGUUGUCAGGAAUGGUUGGGCUGCAAAUCUGUUGAUAAGAAGUUACAAAAGGAGUUUCAAUGGAUUUGCUGUGAAACAAAAGAUUUCUAACAUGAAGGAAGUGUCUGUCUUUCCAAGCACCAGUUUCCGACUUCAAACAACAAGAUCUUGGGACUUGAUCGGUCUAAAUGGGAAAACCCAUCGAAAUGCCACAGUAGAUGAUAUCAUUAUUGGUGUCCUUGACACAGGAAUCUGGCCUGAAUCGGAUAGCUUCAAAGAUGAAGGAUUUGGACUGGCUCCAAAGAAGUGGAAAGGUGCUUCUGUAGGGGGUGAAAACUUCACUUGCAACAACAAGAUCAUUGGAGCUCGGUUUUACAAACCAGCUGCGUCCGCAAGGGAUGACGUAGGCCAUGGAACCCACACUGCCUCAACUGCACCAGGGAAUGCCGUAAAGGAUGUGAGCUUUUAUGGAUUUGCACAAGGUACUGCAACAGGUGGAGUUCCUUCUGCGAGAAUUGCUGCAUAUAAAGUUUGCAAUGGCAAGCUGUGCAGUUCCGAGGGUAUCCUGGGUGCUUUUGACGAUGCUAUUGCUGAUGGAGUUGACAUCAUCACGGUUUCACUUACUGGCAUACUCGCACUACCUUUUCAUAAGGAUCCGAUAGCAAUAGGUGUUUUUCAUGCAAAUUAGAAAGGGAUACUAACAACUCAGGCUGCGGGAAAUGAUGGUCCUGGUUCUGUAACAAGUGUAGCACCGUGGUUGCUAACAGUUGCAGCAAGUAGCACAGAUCGUCAGAUCAUUGACAAAGUUGUCCUAGGCUUGAUAAUAUUAGCAGACUCUCCACCAUAUGUUAAUGACAGAUCAUUGACAGGAGUAAAUAUUUUGGCUGCAUAUUCACCUGUUGCUUCUGUCACAGAGAAUCCUUGGGAAACGAGGCAUGUAAAAUACAACAUACUAUCUGGAACCUCCAUGUCUAGCCCCCAUGCUGCCGGUGCAGCUGCGUAUGUUAAAAGCUACCACCCUGAUUGGUCUCCGGCAGCCAUCAAAUCAGCUCUUAUGACCACAUCUUGGCCAAUGAAUGCUACUGAUGAUUCUCCAGGUGAAUUUGCAUAUGGAUCUGGAGAUAUCAAUCCUGUCCGAGCAAUAGACCCAGGGCUGGUUAAUGAAGCUGGUAUGGAAGAUUACAUAAAGCAACUCUGCACGGUCUUGGGAGAGGCCGAAAUUAGACUUAUAUCAGGAGAUAAUAGCAGUUGCUCUGCACACUUGGAUAAAGACUUGCCAGUGCAUUGUCACAAUUAUCCUUCACUAGCUGCUGUUGUUUCACCAAAGCAAGCAUUUACUGUUAAAUUCCGCAGAACUGUUAAGAAUGUUGGCCUUGCAAACUCCACUUACAAGGCCAGAAUCUUCGCGAACUCCACUCAGGUGGACAUCAAGGUUGUGCCUGAAGUUCUUUCUUUAAAUUCUUUAGAUGAGAAGAAGUCUUUUGAUGUCACUAUUGUUGGAGAAGGAUUAUCAGAGGGCGCACAACUGCAUGUGUCGGCAUUGCUGAUUUGGUCCGAUGGCUCAAGCGGCGUUAGAAGUCCAAUUCUUGUUCACACCAACCAAUAUCAAUAAUAACUGCAUUAAUAUGCAGAACUUCAUUGUUGGAAAGGGUGAAUUUUCUGAUCGUAUGUACGUUUUCGGAACCCAUUAAACAAUGAAAUAAGG
This is a messenger RNA of Argentina anserina (silverweed cinquefoil), 2664 nucleotides long. Its product is annotated as subtilisin-like protease SBT4.9. Lineage: Eukaryota; Viridiplantae; Streptophyta; Magnoliopsida; Rosales; Rosaceae. The record is from RefSeq and is a predicted model, not a curated record. Gene Ontology annotation, molecular function: serine-type endopeptidase activity. Gene Ontology annotation, biological process: proteolysis.